AUGGCUGCAAACGACACCAUGAGCUCCGAGAAAGCCGCAAGAGACUCUCCAGUCAUCUCUGAAAAAGUUGACGCCGAUGUCUAUGUUCUCGAUGUAGACACAGCAAAGUUGGCCGCACUGGGCUACAAGAGCGAAUUCAAACGCGAAUUUUCGCUCCUAGAGACAUGCGCUUUCAGCUUUAGUAUCAUGGGAAUCGUCGCCUCUAUAUCCUCGACCUUGUCGUUCGGACUAGUCAACGGCGGACACGUUGGAUUUGUAUGGGGAUGGUUCAUUCCCUGCUUCUUCGUUUGUUUCUUCGUGGCUCCAAGCAUGGCAGAAAUGGCCUCUUCAAUGCCGACAAGUGCUGGAUUGUACUACUUUUCUGCGAAACUGGCACCUGAAAAACACGCUCCACUGGCCAGCUGGAUUACAGGUGCAAACCUACCUCAUGUUGCAGUGGUGCUCAUUCCAUACCAGGAUGGGUAUGAUCAACCAAGGACGGGACUGAGCCUGACAAUGAUCACGACCGCCAUCGCCGUCAGUACUGACGGUAAAACUGUUCUUUCUCUUGGGGCGACCUAUGGAAUCCUUGUGGCCAUCCUGGUCUCUCAUGGAAUUGUGUGCUCAACUACAACCAAGAUUCUCGCUCGCUUGAAUCUAUUUUAUGUAGUUGUCAAUGUGGGUACCACCAUCGCGGCGAUUAUCGCUCUCCUGGUUGCGUCCGGGGACAAUAAAGUCUCCACAAAGGAUGCCUUUACGCUGUUCGAAAAUCACAGUGGAUGGGCGGCCAAUGGGUGGGCAUUUAUGCUGGCUUUCACCGCUCCCAUGUGGACGUUGACUGGUUAUGAUUCGGCUGCCCACAUCUCUGAGGAGACAUCAAAUGCUGGGCGGGCGGCGCCAAUUGCUAUAUUGGUGGGAGUUGGAGCUACAGCAAGCUUCGGAUGGCUUCUACUAAUCGCAACCUCAUUUGUGGUCCUAUCGGUUGAUGAUCUAUUAACCACGACCCUUCCACUUCCGAUGGGACAAGUUUUUCUCAAUGUGCUUGGAAAGUCGGGAAUGCUUGCGAUCUGGUCAUUCAUCAUUGUAGUUCAGUAUGUCACUGGAGCUGCUCAAGGGGUUGACGCUUCGCGUGUUGUCUUUGCCUUCGCAAGAGACAACGCAUUGCCUGGGUCUCGUUGGUGGAAGAAGAUGAAUAGAUACGCGGUGCCGGGCUACGCCGUCUGGUUCGUCAUGUUUUGGUCGGCCAUCAUCGGUCUGCUCGGAUUCUCGGUCACUGCCCUCACAUCGUUGGCAGGGGCCUCAGUCAUUGGAUUAUACACGUCUUAUGCUGCCCCCAUUUUUCUUCGUAUAACAUCAGGGCGCGAUAAGCUGGAGCCUGGAUCGUUCACCUUGGGGCGCUGGGCAGUGCCAAUCGGUGCAGUCGCUGUAGCGUGGGUUAGCUUUGUCGUGGUACUCCUCCUUUUCCCUCCUUCGAAAGCGGUCGAUGCAGAAAGCAUGAAUUAUGCGGUUGUUAUCGUCAUGUCGGUAUUCAUAUUCGCCUCGGUUUCAUGGGUCGUUUCUGCUCGCCACUGGUUCCAUGGACCGGUCAGAACGGUCGAGGAAUCCAGUGAUGGAUCAAUGUGA
Mycena indigotica is the source of this 1602-nucleotide messenger RNA. RefSeq lists its product as uncharacterized. The coding region runs from base 1 to 1602 and encodes 533 amino acids. Gene Ontology annotation, cellular component: membrane. Gene Ontology annotation, molecular function: transmembrane transporter activity. The record is from RefSeq and is a predicted model, not a curated record. Lineage: Eukaryota; Fungi; Basidiomycota; Agaricomycetes; Agaricales; Mycenaceae. Gene Ontology annotation, biological process: transmembrane transport. The transcript has 15 exons.